This is a messenger RNA of Scutellospora calospora, 677 nucleotides long. The record is from the annotation of a GenBank genome assembly. NCBI's taxonomy places the organism in Eukaryota, Fungi, Glomeromycota, Glomeromycetes, Diversisporales, Gigasporaceae.
GAUGAGAUCCCCACCAAAAAAAAUACGACCAAUUAAUAAAAUUCCUGAAACACCUAAAGUUCAAAAUCGAUAUACUAGGUCUAUAUCAGAAGUUGCUACACCGAUGUCCUUUUUGCAAUUUCAUCGAAGGAAACCAAGUGAUUCUAUUUGGGAUGUUGUUGAAGCUGUAGCUUCACCAAUAGACUUAUCAACCAGUCCAAGAAAACAAAAUUUAGUCGCUAAAAUGACAAAGCCAUCAACUUCUAAAUCUGAUAAGAAUAAUACUUUAUCUCAUUUUAUAACGUAUAGAGAUCCUACAUUAUCUAUUUCAAAAUCAUUAAUGGAUACUAGUCUAUCAACUAAUUAUAAUACAAGAGAGGAGGAUAUGGUUAUUGAAGAUAUUAUUGCAACAACUGCAAAUCCUCUCGAUUUUCCGAGUUCACCACCUCAAUCAUAUAAUAUGAAUAUAUCUGGAAGCCCUGGUGUUCAAAAGACUUACGGGAAAGGACGCACUAUUAUAAGACAAGAUCUUGAUUCAUUGUUAUCAGAUACAUUUAUACCUUCUUCACGAUUUCAAUCUAAUGAAGAUAUUGAAGAUGAUAUAAUAAUUAAAAAGAAUGAAUUAAAAAGCUCUCAUGAACUUCGAGAAGUUGGAGGUAAUGCUAGAUUUGUUGAUGAAAUGAAUUAUAUUCUAGAUG